Molecule: messenger RNA, 2143 nt
Organism: Cydia splendana
Lineage: Eukaryota; Metazoa; Arthropoda; Insecta; Lepidoptera; Tortricidae
Gene: Bcp
Product: cathepsin L
Exons: 7
Coding region: 147-1169 (340 amino acids)
Biological process (GO): positive regulation of peptidase activity; positive regulation of apoptotic signaling pathway; immune response
Cellular component (GO): lysosome
Molecular function (GO): cysteine-type endopeptidase activity; cysteine-type endopeptidase activator activity involved in apoptotic process
Source: RefSeq, a predicted model, not a curated record
UCAUCCAUGGCAUAAACAAAUUGGGAGCUCCACGGAGCUAUCGUGUUUGUUGAUAUUCGAAAGACUGUCUCGCGUCGCGGUAAUUAAUUAUAAUUUAAUUAAUUUAUAGCUAAUUCUGACUGUAUCGUUGAAGGAUAUUGGGAAAAAUGAAGUAUGUAGCUGUGCUUCUGUGUGUGGUGGCAGCCGCCAGCGCUGUCUCCUUCUUUGACCUGGUUCGUGAGGAAUGGACCGCAUACAAGAUGGAACACAAUAAACAAUACGUAUCAAAAGAAGAGGACAAGUUCCGCAUGAAAAUCUAUGCUGAGAACAAGCACAAGAUCGCCAAGCACAACCAGAAGUACGAACAAGGCCAGGUCUCGUUCAGACUGAAACAGAACAAGUACGGAGAUCUGCUGCAUCAUGAGUUCGUGCACACCAUGAACGGCUUCAACAGGACUAACAAACACAAGGGUCUCCUCUCCAAGGCCGCUGGCGUCCGGGGCGCCACUUUCAUCUCUCCGGCCCACGUCACCCUUCCCGACCAGGUGGACUGGAGGAAGAAGGGCGCCGUCACCGAAAUCAAGGACCAGGGCAAAUGCGGAUCCUGCUGGUCGUUCAGUACUACCGGCGCUCUCGAAGGCCAGCAUUUCCGCAAGAGCGGCUACCUGGUGUCCCUCUCCGAACAGAAUCUGAUCGACUGCUCGGCGGCCUACGGCAACAACGGUUGCAAUGGUGGACUUAUGGACAACGCCUUCAAGUACAUCAAGGACAACGGAGGCAUCGACACUGAGAAGUCUUACCCCUAUGAGGCUGUGGACGACAAGUGCAGGUACAAUCCCAAGAACUCCGGCGCUGACGAUGUUGGCUUCACGGACAUUCCUCAAGGAGACGAACAGAAGCUUCUAGAGGCGGUGGCUACUGUGGGACCAGUGUCUGUGGCCAUCGAUGCGUCGCAAGAAUCCUUCCAGUUUUACUCUGAUGGAGUAUACUAUGACGAGAACUGCUCGUCUGAGAACCUCGACCAUGGGGUGCUCGUAGUCGGGUACGGCACGGACGAGUCCGGCGGCGACUACUGGCUGGUGAAGAACUCGUGGGGCCGCAGCUGGGGUGACCUCGGUUACAUCAAGAUGGCGCGCAACCGCAACAAUCACUGCGGCAUCGCCUCCGCCUCCUCUUACCCUCUAGUUUAAAUUUUGAACACCGCAAAAAUAUGUUUUAGAACUCCACGAAAACAUCAACUGGCCACCACUCUACCGAUCUUGGCUUGUAGACACAUUGGAGUUCUAAUAACGAAAGAUAGACCGACAUGCCAUAUCUACUGCCAAGAACACUUCAAAAAUAUCAAGUUGCCACCUAGUUCUUAACAAUGUUUACACAUUGGUUAAUAAAAUAAAAGAAAGACACCAUCUUAACAUCUACUACCAACAUGCAAAGAAAAUAAAUAAUAUUUUUGUAAAUUCUAGACCUAAAAUAACACAAAAACAGUACGAGACCUUAUUGUAUUUUUUUAUUGUUUAAUGCUCUUAUUAUACUACAAAGCGUUGUAUCUUCCAUUUUUAGUUGGAAUACAGAGGUCGUUACUUAUUGAAAUAAAUACAAACUGUUGGUGGCACCGCAUUUUAUAAAUUUAGAAGCCGAUAAUGUCAGAUUUUUGGCUUACUAGAUAUAAAACUAAAAUUAAAUAAAAAUCAAAAUGUAGAAAGGCUAGCCUAUUGUGAUCAGUGGCUAUAAGUUAUAUAUAAAAGAUCUUAGUGAUGUCUAAUUAUAAGUUUCUGAAGCUUUACAAAUUUAUACUUAGUUGUAAGGCUAUGGAAUUGUGAAAUUUGUAAAUUUUAUCUACUUUAAGUUUUAGCACUAGUGAAUGUCGCAACCCUGUGUAACCCUGUGUAAAAAAGUAGCGUCUAUGCCAUUGUCACAGUAAUAAAGCAAAAAAAAAUCUAAUACUCUUAUGGUACUUACUGAGACUUUUUGACAGUGACAUUUCUGAUCAUUCCAUUGCUUCAACGAAACAUCACAUUUUAUUUUUUUGGGUCUUGUAAAAAUUUGCGAAUUAAAAAAUUACACAGUUUUAUAAGGCCUAGACUAGACUAAGUAGUUUUAAUGCUAGGUUAAGUUCCAAUUUUACGUUGUGAUAUGAUUUGCGACUGUGAGAAAUAUAAAUAUA